GGAGGCUACCACCGCGCCGGUGGUAGACGGAAGGGCAGUGUCACUAUCCAGAGUUCUUCCGCGGCCUACCCGAGUCCAAAGUCCAGAGUCACCGAGGCAGGUUCGGGGAGCCUACGGGCCCGUCGGGGUCAUCAGCCGGCAUCCCUCCUGGUUGCCACGGAAACGGCAAGGCCCGCCAGCUCCUGAAACAGCAAACAGCAGCGAGUGCAAAGCGCCCAUUCGGCUCUGCCCGGCGGUCCGGCCAGAGCACGGGUCAGCGGCGGACGGAGCCCUCGGAGGCGGGAGGCAGCGACCUACAGACUUCAUGGGUUAACCCUUUCCGGGUCACGUGGCGCGGGCCGGCCUUUAACACUGGCAUCAGUCCUCCGGCCGGCCGACGAAAGAGAUGAACGUGCGGUCGCUGCUCCUCUCGGUGGAGAGACGAAUUAAUCGCCGUCCCGUCCUUUGGUGAUGCUCAGGGGCCUGCCCUUUUCCCCGUGGACAGAACCCAUGGCCCGCCCCGCCAAUUCCCUCCUCCUCCUCCUCCUCCUCCUUUUCCUCCUCAGCUUCUUUGGGUCCGGGGGCCGGAGCAGCCGGGCCCACGCCGCGGGAAACGGCACGCUGCUCUUCGCCAGGGAAAACACCGUCCGCAACUGCAGCUGCCCCGUCGCCGUCCGGGACUGCGACUACGGCCUGGCCAACCUGCUGUGCUCCUGCAGGACGGUCCUCCCGUCGGCCACGGGCCCGGCCAGCUACGGCAGCGGCCUGACCAUCUGGUUCACCGACGCCACCGGGUUGGCGGCCCUGCUGAAUUUCACGGCCGUGCGGGAGCUGAAGCUUUCCCUGUGCGGCCCGUCCACCCUCCCGGCGGAGUUCCUGGCCAUCCGGGGCCUAAGGAGCCUCCGCGUGUCGGCCGGGGACCGGCGGCUCCGGGAGCGGAGCCUGCUGAUCCACGGAAGCGGCGACCAGAGCCCGGAAGGCGACCAGCCGAGAGAGAGGAGAAGGCUCUCCUACAUUUCCUUCCUGGACACGGCUCUGUUCAACGGGAAUUCGUCUUUAAAAUCGUACAGCGUCGACAACAUCGCUGGCAUCGCCGACUCCUUCCCUCGUCUGCCUUACUUGAGGGUGCUCGCCGAGCCGAGCAACCGAAGUUAUGUGAUUACUUUCAUUUACUGAGCUGGGGUUUCCGCUCAAUUCACUCAGCUACUUGAGGGCCCCCUCCUUGAACCCACAAAAUCGACGACCCCCGUGGGAGUUGGAUUGCGGAGUAACGGAGAGAUCCUGUUCCGCGGAGGGAAACCGGGUUCUUCCCUAGGGCGGUUCUGGUUCUCCGGAGUUUACGAGCCUCAGGCCUGCAGCUUCAGAGCCAUUCAUUCAUUCAAUCGUAUUUAUUGAGCGCUUACUAUGUG
Molecule: messenger RNA, 1388 nt
Organism: Tachyglossus aculeatus (Australian echidna)
Lineage: Eukaryota; Metazoa; Chordata; Mammalia; Monotremata; Tachyglossidae
Gene: EPCIP
Product: chromosome 24 C21orf62 homolog
Exons: 3
Coding region: 451-1155 (234 amino acids)
Source: RefSeq, a predicted model, not a curated record